Messenger RNA from Trypanosoma cruzi, 2232 nucleotides. RefSeq names its product RNA-binding protein, putative. Lineage: Eukaryota; Euglenozoa; Kinetoplastea; Trypanosomatida; Trypanosomatidae. The transcript has a single exon. Gene Ontology annotation, molecular function: RNA binding. The record is from RefSeq and is a predicted model, not a curated record. The coding region runs from base 1 to 2232 and encodes 743 amino acids.
AUGGGGAGGAGGCCAAGGCAGGCGGUUCACAUGGUGAACAAAAACUUUUCUACCCCCACGGGCCACACGCCGUCGGACGAACACAACACGGCCCCACCGCCAUUUACGCUGGCGAGAGACACGGAGGUGGAGCCGACGUUACGAUACCCCUUCACGUAUCACGGGCCGAGCAACUACGAAAACUUCUCCAAACGUCAACACCGGGAGUUUAAGGCGCUUUCAAAGGAGGAGCGGCAGCGGCUUGUGGAGGAGGAGGCUGCAGACACGGAUCUUCUUGAACGAACUGUACAUUUACGUUUCCUCCCAAGUGGCAUGCUGCAGGGAGAGUUGGCUGCGCUAUGCUCGGAGUGUGGGGAAUUUCUGCGUGUGCGCCUCUGCGGCAACUUCACCGUGACACAAAACUGGAUAUAUGGCUUUGUUGAGUUUGCCGAUCGUCGUGGUGCGGAAAGGAUGUUGCAACGCAGCGGCAUGGAGAUGCCAAAUGGUUCCGGAAAGCCACCACUACGACUGAAGUGCGACACCGCCAAACAAGCGAUUGUAGAUCGUGUCUUUCAUGACGCGGAUCCAGCGACGAAUAUGAAAUGCAUAUUUGGUUCCGGGAACUUUGCCUACCGCACCCUGAAGGAGGCUGUGGAUAGUUACUAUAACCUCAAGCGAAAAGAGUCCGAAAUGAUGGCUGCUCAGAGAAACCCACAAUUUCCUUCAAGUAUAGGCAAUAAAAACAGUUAUACCCCUCGUGGUUACGAGGUGAGAGAUACCAAUGGCACCUGGCAUACACCGGCACCACGGCACUACCCAAAAGCACAAGAGGGUCCCGCAGCCUUGAUGUGUCCCCCCGCAUUGGCCGGAGGAUACCGUUCACAAUCCCUUUCAAAUUCAGAUGAGGAACCUGCAGGGAUUACGCCUCCUUUACAUGUAUCGGCUACACAUGGAAAUGGCAUUGUUUCCGGUGAAAGCGUUCGUACACCACCUCCCUACCCACACCCCACUCAACAGAUGCGAUUACCGAAUCGUUUGGGCAUCGGCAGCAAUUACGAUGAGCGUAGCGAUGGCGCCAUGUCACACGACGGGAAGAACUCGCCCCAGUUUAUGCCUCCAUUCACGGCGGUCCCACUUGGGUUUGAAUCAAAUUUUCCGUUACCCUCAAAUCCGCAAGAUCCCACAGUUGCACGGGGAAAGGCUUUGGUACUGAGUUCCAUACGCGACGCCCAGAUUUUUUUUGCUACCGGGGAGAAAUUCUACGACGCGGUGGGUUCACUUCGUGCGCUUCUCAGCGUCUUGGACGGUCACAUUUUUCGCGUUGCUCGGCUAGAAGUGCCAAAGAGGACAGUGAACACGUUGGUGAAACACGGAGGAACAGAGGAAGAAGACGACGACGAAGAGACAACGCAACGCCUCACGCAGCUGCGUCUACUAGCGCACUUUUUUCUUUCUUUUCUUUAUCUUCAGAAGGGCAAAAAUGAGGAGUGUCUGUCUUCAAUUCACAGUGUGGUUAUGUGCUGCAGCUCCAUACCCGUGAAGAAGGCUCAGAGAACAUGCUCCUCAACUGCUCCUGCCGGACCUGCUUCACUUGCCAGGACACACACUGUGUGUGAGUCUUCAGGGAUACAAGCAAAUGGGGAGAAGAAUGAGAAAGAGGAGCAGAAGGAGGAGGAGGUUUUGCCUAUUGGCUCUGAUCUCUCUGCAAAUGAGGAGACAUCCUGCACAUUUAAUCCCAUUUCCCAGGCAUUUGACUUUUUUGGUGAAAUAGAUUUUGGCGGAGAGGACGAGAAUGAGGCCGCUGUUUUGAAUGCCGCCCUGGGAGUUCUGCCGUUGGAAGAGCAUGACACCUCAUUGGAGAGGCUAGGGGCGCAUAAAGAGCAGAGUCAUGAACGUGGUAUGAACCUUCAUGCCUAUGUAUUGAAUAUACUUCUUGCCAUUGGCCUUUCUAUGGAGUUGGUGCAACCGGUGGUGACGCGCUGUGUGUACGUUCUUGCGUCGACCCGCUCAAAGGAGGUAUUUGGUGCCACCCUACCGGAGUUGGAGCAGACCCUCAUUGACGGUGGUGUGCAUCGUCUUCGGCCUGUUCUUUUUCCACAAGUGGAGGAUCGAAACUUUGUGAAGGUCUUUUUUGAAUCCCUCAAUCUCAGCGAGACGAUGUCGGACGAUGUAUUCUGGUCUUCUCUUCUGCCAAAUCACAUGGUGCGCUUUUUUCCGCGACCGAGAGGUGAUGCGCCAUGGCAAUUUUGUUGA